Zophobas morio is the source of this 9453-nucleotide messenger RNA. Its product is annotated as protein 4.1 homolog. Bases 354 to 8411 code for a protein of 2685 amino acids. The transcript has 15 exons. Gene Ontology annotation, molecular function: actin binding; structural molecule activity. The record is from RefSeq and is a predicted model, not a curated record. Gene Ontology annotation, cellular component: plasma membrane; cytoskeleton. Lineage: Eukaryota; Metazoa; Arthropoda; Insecta; Coleoptera; Tenebrionidae.
UUGUAAUCCUACGCGUAACGAACUCUCCCAGAAAAGUAGUACCGAUUGAUAUUCGAUCGAUAGAGUUUGUUUGCAAACCAUUGGGCGCAGUUAAUGUGCGGAGUACCCAAAUUUAUCUGUUAUCUCGACAUCUUUAUCGCAAAAAUGACGUUUACAGUGUAAAUAUAAAUGUAGAACAAGGUGUCAUUUGCAGGUUAGAGUAGUUUAGUCGAUUCAGCAGCGUUGAUCGUUUGUUGUUUAUGGUGUGGCCCAUCCCAGUUCGCUGUGAAUGUGUGUGCCGUUUCCAUAAGAAAAUCCUUUAUUAAAAAUUAAUGGAUAACAUCUGUUGCUGAUAAACAGACUAAAAGGCAAAGAUGCCUGGCGAGAAGAAAAUGGGUGUAGAUAACGAUUCCUCCCCUGCUAAAAGCAAAACUUCGACCUUAGGUCGGAGCACAGGUAACACCGUGGCUCACGUGAGCAUGCUGGAUGGUACCGUCUUGGACGUCAGCAUCGAGCGGAAAGCCAAAGGAAAAGAUCUGCUCGAUAAAGUGUGCGAAGCGAUCAACUUGAUCGAGAAGGACUAUUUCGGUCUUAUCUAUGCGGAUAGACACGAUCCCAGAAACUGGUUAGACCUCGACAAGAGAAUUUCCAAAUUCCUAAAAACGGAGCCUUGGAAAUUUAGUUUCGAAGUGAAAUUCUACCCUCCGGAUCCCGCGCAGCUACAAGAAGACAUCACCCGCUAUCAGCUGUGUCUUCAAAUUCGCAACGAUAUUUUGAAUAAUCGUCUACCUUGUUCUUUUGUCACCCAUGCCUUGCUGGGCUCGUAUCUCGUCCAAUCAGAAUUGGGCGACUACGAUCCCGAGACCAUGGGACGGAACUACCUUAAAGAUUUCAAAUUCGCCCCAAAUCAUACCCAGGACCUCGAGGACAAAGUCAUCGAGCUUCACCGUACUCACAAGGGUCAAACUCCAGCUGAAGCGGAAUUGCACUAUUUAGAAAAUGCGAAGAAGUUGGCCAUGUACGGGGUGGACUUACAUCCGGCUAAAGAUUCAGAGGGGGUUGAUAUCAUGUUGGGUGUUUGUGCUUCGGGGCUUUUAGUUUACAGAGAUAGGCUUAGAAUUAAUAGAUUCGCUUGGCCCAAAAUCCUUAAGAUUAGCUACAAAAGGCAUAACUUUUAUAUCAAAAUCCGACCAGGAGAAUUCGAGCAAUUUGAAUCAACCAUCGGUUUUAAGUUAGCAAAUCAUAGAGCCGCAAAGAAACUAUGGAAGACUUGCGUGGAACAUCACACUUUCUUCAGACUGAUGUCUCCCGAAACCAAUCAAAAGUCUUCUUUAUUCCCAAAACUCGGGUCCAAGUUCAGAUAUUCGGGACGUACGCACUACGAAACUAAAAAAACGCCCAUUGAGAGACCAGCUCCCCAUUUCGAGAGGUCUUUAACUGGCAAACGGUUGGCUUCUCGUAGCAUGGACCCUCUCGGAGGAACUCACCCUGAAGACGAUUACAAUGAAGCUAAUAAACGACACACCAUGUCUCAUCCGCCUGAGCACAUCCCCGACAUCGAUAAUCAAAGUCCGGCUAAAGUAAAGUCUCCAAAAGAGAAAAAGGAAAAGAAGGAGAAGCUUGCUCGGAAAGGCAGUGGUGCCGGAUCAGCGGCUUCGGUUAGUUCGGGCAGUUCCGUGGAAGGAGAAUACGAAGCCGAGAAAAAUCAGAAGAAACCAGUGGGAGGCGUCGCCGUCCUACCAACCGGCAGCUUAUUCGGCAAGAAGAAAGAUAAGGAAGAUAAAGAAAAAGAUAAAGAGAAUAAAGACGUGAAUGCACCUGACCAGAAUGGCACCGACGUCGACCUCAAUUCAAGCGGAGAAAGUGACACCACAGGCAAAGACAAAAAGGAAAAGGACAAGGCCAAGAGUCCCGGUUUCCUUUUCGGUUCUAAGCGUGACAAGUCCCCGAAAGAGAAGAAGGAGAAGGUGGCCUUGGCUGAAAAAGCAGAAAAGGGUGGGCCUCCUCUGGGUUCCCCGCAACUUCCCGCUUACACUCGUGAGUACGCCUACGACGACGAGCAAUCCUCACCGAAAAAACCGUUCACCCCAAUAGGGUUCAAUUACGAACAACACUCUCCCUCGAGUCCCAAAAGCGACCCCGAGAGUCAGCAGUCGCCGUCGACCACAAGAGCCAAAGGGUUAGCUUUCAAUUACGCACCCGGCGAAGAAGACAAACUGAAAAAAUUGACCCCUGGUUUCAAAGACCCGAAGGUUGACACUGCCGCGUUUUUGGCUGGGGAGCAGUACAUGCAUGAAGCCCCACUCGAAAAGACCGCCAAACCAGGGGCGGCCGCCGCAACCCCCAUUCCGGCUGUUCCAGGCGCCAAGAAGACCAGAGUUGUCAAACUGUUUGUCAUCACCGGAAAGAAAGAACCCAAAACUGGAAGGAUUGACUUGGAUACCGCGAGCGUUGACAUAACCGAAGCACAACAGAACAUCGAAACUGGGUUAAUCGAUUCCAAGUAUGGAUUAGUCGAUCCCUCGAAUGGUACCGUCAUUAUUACCGACCCUGGCAAUGGGCAGAAAGAAGUGGUACAGGGUCACGUUGAUCCGAUCACUAAACAGAUCAUCAUCACUUCAGGGUCUGUCAUCGAUCCGAAAACAGGAAAGAGGGAUUCGAGUCUGGGUCAAAUCAUUUCCAUCUCUGGACAACAAAAUCACCCGGUCACCAGCCCUCUGGCCAUAGCACCCAAAAAACGGGUCAUUAAAGUGACGGUGGUCACAGCGAAGAAAGAUCCAAAGACGGGUAGAAUUGAGGUCGAGAAAGGUAGCACGGAAAAUCUUGACGCAACUCUUGACCCAAUGACAGGUCAUAUCGACACUAAAUACGGAGUUGUGGACCCAGUUAAUAAAAAGAUCGUCCAGAAGGAUCCUAAAACUGGCAAGAGCGAAGUGCGCCCGAUUGAAAUCGACCCAAAUCUUGGUCAAAUCAUCGUUAAAGAUGGCGUUGUUGAUCCUAAGACGGGUAAAGUGGAUAAUACUUUGGGUCAGUUGAUUACUAUUGCGGAAGAAGGAGAUGCGAUUGUUCCAGUUACCGCCGUCACGGCUAAACGUGAUCCAAAAACGGGCGAGUUGGACCCCACUCAGGCUCAUAAAGAAACCACCAACGGUAAAAUCGACUCCAGACACAAUCUCAUCGUUACAAAAUACGGUGCUGUGGAUGUUAAGAACAAGAAGAUUUUGUCGCGCGAUCCUAAAACUGGAAAGAUUGAGGAGCGUCCAGUGCAGUUUGAUGCACAAGACAAUAUUAUUAUACUGUCUGGAGUAAUUCACCCCAAAACUGGAGUCAAAGAUGAAAAUCUUAGCCAAAUACUUCAAAUCGGUCCGGAGAGUGAUCCACAAGUGAAAGUGAUCUCUGUGUCUGGAAAAGUCGACAAGAAAGGUCUUGAUCCUAAGAACAUGUCGCCAGUUGAGGAAUCAACUGCUUUGUAUGAUCCAGACACUAACAAAGUGUACACGAAAUACGGCGUUUUCGACCCUAUUAACGAAACUUUGACUUACUUCGACCCCAAGACUGGUAAAACAGAGACUAAGCAGGGUCAACGAGAUCCUACCUCUGGAGAAAUUUUGUUCAGAGGUUUGAUUAACCCGAAGACCGGCAAGGUUGAUAAUAACUUCGGACGAACGAUUAAAGUUGAUAUUAAAGGUGAGAAAGUUGAUCCAGCUGUUGAAAAUCAACCGACUUCAGUGGCAGAUGUUAAGAAACCGGUACCAGUUUCACCUGUCAAGUUACCUGGUCCACCACCUAUUGUUCCAAAAGGUAAGAACAAAAUCGUCAAAAUUUUGGUCAUUACGGCUAAAAAGGAUCCAAAGACGGGCCAUCUUGACGUGGAAAACGGCCACGUAGAUCAGUCAGCUGGUGUUUUACAUCCGACGGGAGAAAUCGAUUCGAAAUAUGGUUUGAUCGAUCCUAAGAAAGGUACUGUUACUUUCACCGACCCUGCUACAGGCAAACAGGAGACGAUACAAGGUCAAGUUGAUCCUGUCUCUGGACAAAUACAGAUUGUUACCGGUCCAGUCCUUGAUCCAAAAUCUGGAAAGAAAGAUAAUAGUUUGGGACAAGUUAUAACCGUGGUGGGUAGUACCGAUGAUGUUGCUAAAGAACCUAAACAAGCUGUCAAAAACACGCUUCCGUCACAUCCCACUCCAAAGAAACGUGUUGUUAAAAUUUUGGUCAUCACCAGUAAGAAGGAUCCUAAGACUGGUAAAAUCGAUACAGAGAAAGGUACCGUUGAGAAGCUAACAGCAACAGUAGAUCCAGUUAGCGGAAUUAUCGAAUCCAAAUACGGUAAAAUCGAUCCACAAAACAAUAAGAUCGUCCAGAAAGACAAAUCAGGGAAACCCGUUGUCACACCUAUUAAAAUCGACGAAAACACCGGCCAGAUUUACGUCAACGACAACAUUCUUGAUCCCAAGACGGGCAAAGUUGAUCCUAACUUGUCCCAAGUUAUCAAUGUCGUAGAUCCUCAACAUCCUGCGGUCGUGAUUACUACAAUCACGGCACGAAGAGAUCCGAAGACAGGUGCUAUUGAUUUGGCGAAUGGACGCCCUGAGACCACCAACGGCAAAAUUAUUCCAGAAACCGGAGAAAUAGUAACCAAACAAGGAACAAUCAAUUUGAAACUGAUGAGAAUCACAACACGUGAUCCUAAGACUGGUCAAAUACAGGAUAAACCAGUCCAAGUCGAUAAGGAUGACAAUAUUAUAAUAUCCGGUGUUGUCGAUCCUAAAACAAAAACUGUUGAUCCUAAUCUGGUGCAAGUCGUACAAGUUGGCAGCGAAGUGGAUCCAGAAAUCCAGGUCACCACUUACGUCGGAAAAGUUGAUUCUAAAAAGAACACAAUCGAUUCGAAGAAUGCUACACCAGACACGACACCCGGUCUUUAUGAUCCUGAUAGAAAUAAGAUUUACACUAAGUAUGGACAUCUGGAUCCUGUUGAAGAAACCUUGACGGUUAUUGAUCCAAAGUCUGGAAAACUUGACACAAGACAGGGACACUUGGAUCCAAAUACUGGCGAACUGAUCUUCAAAGGUGGUUUUGUUAAUCCGAAGAAUGGGAAAGUCGAGAAAGAUCUUGGUCGUGCUGUGUCCAUACAUAUUACAGAACCGGCUAUCGAUCCAGUGGCUUCCCAACAACCGUCAGAGAAAGAAUUACAAAGAGUUGCUACCACAAUACAGCCUAAAGCUGUCGAAACCCCUGUUAAACCACCACCUAGUGUCCAACCAACACAACCAAGUGUGGUAACUCCCGUCAAGGCAGCUCCUGUUGGUAGAGAAGUGCUAGUACCCAAACACCGAAUCGUAAAGAUCAUGGUUAUCACUUCUAAGAAAGAUCCAAAGACUGGUACUGUUGACACAGAGAACGGACAAGUCGAACAUUUGACAGGUAUCCUAGAUCCCGUUACUGGUCUCAUUGAAACAAAAUACGGUCAGAUUGAUCCAAAAACUGGUUGUUUGGUCCUUCGUGACACAGCUACCGGUAACAUCGAAAAAGUGCCUGGGAAAGUCGACCCGACUACUGGCCUAAUCACCGUCAAUGGAGGUCCAGUAAUCGACCCUAAAACUGGUAAACCUGAUGAUACGUUGGGUCAAGUAUUCUCAGUUGUUGGUUUGAAACAAGCCCAAGAUCCCAACGCCGCCCCCAUACCUAAGAAACGAAUAAUCAAGAUCACGGUAAUCACCACGAAGAUCGAUCCCAAGACCGGUAAGAUUGAAUCAGAGAAGGGACAAAUCGAGCAGUCGACGGCGUUGUUGAACCCUGAAACCGGCUUGAUCGAAUCUAAGUACGGUCUGAUUGAUCCUAAGAACGGCAAAUUGAUCGUGAAUGAUCCAAAAACAGGAAAGAUCGACGCUAAGGCAGCACAAGUCAACGAGAAUAACGGUCAAGUGGUCAUUAGUGGCGGAGUCGUUGAUCCGAAAUCGGGCAAAGUUGAUAAUUCACUGGGACAGGUUAUCAGUAUUGCGGGACAGAAUGAUCCUGUUGUUGAAAUUGUUACAAUAACAGCUAAAAAGAAUCCUUUAACGGGAGAAGUUGAUGUUAAUAAUGGCCAGAUGGAGAGUUCUAAGGCCAAGAAGAUUUCUGCCACGGGAGAACUAGUGACCAAAUAUGGUACCAUCGAUUUGCGUCUUCUCAGGAUUAUAACCGUCGAUCCAAAGACCGGAAAGUCAGAAUCCAGACCGAUUCUAGUCGAUUCUGAGGGCAACAUAAUCAUAACUAACAAUGUAAAAGAUCCAAAAACCGACACCGUCAAUCCAGAUUUGGGACAAGUUAUUAAAGUUGGUUCUGAGGUUGAACCAGAGGUGUACGUUGUAUCUUUCGUCGGAAAAUUCGACCCUAAAAAGAACACAAUCGACACUAAAAGUAUCACACCGGAAAUUUCCAACGGUCUCUACAAUCCAGGUACUCACAAAGUCGAUACGAAAUACGGUCAACUUGACCCUGUUAAAGGAACACUGACGUACAUUGACCCUAAAACGGGACGACAAGAAGUCAAACAAGGUUUCGUCGAUCCUAGUACGGGCCAGAUUUUGUUCAAAGGUGGCUACAUUAACCCUAAAACUGGCAAACCAGACCCAUACUUCGGUAGAAUCGUCAGUGUCAUCAUCAACGAUCCUCAGGUUAAUCAAAAUGGCGAAGUCGUCCCUAGGACGGUCGAAAAUCUGAAAGUCGAUCCGAAAACCAACCAAGUCUGGGUGUUUGAUCACCAUGAUAACGUUAGCAAACAGGAUGUGUAUUCCACUGGACAUAUUGACCCAGUUACUGGGUAUAUUAUCACAGUUUACGGCACGAUCGACCCCAAGAGCGGCGCUAUCUCCAAGAUCGUGAAAGUCGAUCCAAGUAAUGCCAAAAUCGAUCCAGAAACCAACCAAGUGUUUACGCAGACUGGCGAAACCGACGAAACCGGUGCUCCUUUGUAUUCCGCUUCAGAAAUUGAUCAAAAAACUGGUACCAUUUACACCAAGUACGGAAAGAUUGAUCCGAAGACUGGAAAAUUGGUCAUCAUCAGAGUAUAUUUGAUCACGGAGUCCGAUCCGACUGGUAAAGUUAAGGAAGUCGAUCCUCAAGAUUGUCAAUUCGAUGAGAAAACAGGAAGAAUUGUUAGUGUGACGACCCAGACCAUGUACAUCUACACGAUGGUCGACCCCAAGACGGGUAAAAUAAUCCAAGUCAAUCCCAACGAUCCCAUGGUGAAGAACGCCAACACUAAAGUGUCGCAAGUUUUGACUCUCUCUGGAGAAAUUGAUCCAGUUACUGGUAAAAUACACACCGAGUGGGGCGACAUCGAUCCAGUCACACUGGACAUAGAUCCGAAGACAGCCAGAACAGAUCCAGUGACGGGGCAAUUAAUUUUGAACUGGGCACAAAUCGACCCGACUCACUUCUCCGACUUGAAAGACACCAAGAUCAAGAUCAAAACGUACAGAGACGACGAUUCAAACGCUUCCAGCGACGACGACUUGAACGAAUACGCGUCAGAGAAUCUCAAGGAUAUAGCGAAUCUCUCGAUAAAGACAGCCAAAUCUCCGACGACUCCGGUUAUUGUGAAGACGACAACGAAACAAAUUGUUACGAAAGACAAAGAUGGGGUCACCCAGAAUAUCGAAGAACGAGUUGAAGAUGGGCGCACCGGACAAAUUACAGUCUCGACACAUGUCAAUAAGGCCGAUGCACCGAUUGAUGAUGGUAAAUCACCUUUCGUUACCGCCCGUGCUGUAACGACACGUACUGCUACUACGCACGAAGAUCUAGGCACUAACGCACGCACCCAGCAACUCGAAGAAAAAACUGUGGCCCAUUCGAUGACAUCCAGCGCGACAAGACAAGAACAACGCACGGUUACCCAGGAAGUAAAAACAACCAGUACUGUUGUUAGUGGAGAUCAGCUGGGCAGACGAGAUAGUGUUAGCUCGACUAGUUCAGGUGAUUCUGGCACACCCAUUGAUCCACCAGAUGAUCCAAAUCACCCAUAUUACAACAAUAAAGUAUACAAGGAUCUUCCUGGGGGCAUUGUCCAGACCGAAAGCGUUGUUUAUAGUGGAGAUCCAACCAUCCAUCACACUAGCACAACAAAUGUUCCAGUGGUAGCAACUGAAGCUAGAAAAGUGCAUUUGACUUCUGACGAUGGCAACUACAGUGCAACCGGCGAAAUUGUCAGCUCGCAGACCAUCAGUUCAAAAACUAGAACAGUUGAAACAAUCACAUAUAAAACUGAACGCGAUGGUGUUGUGGAGACACGAGUCGAGCAGAAGAUCACGAUUCAGUCAGACGGAGAUCCGAUAGACCACGAUAGGGCCUUAGCCGAAGCCAUCCAAGAAGCCACAGCUAUGAAUCCGGACAUGACCGUGGAGAAGAUAGAAAUUCAACAGCAAACAGCGCAGCCGCCGCAAUAAGGUUUUGGAGUAAUUGGCUUGAAAAACUGCCGAAAUUUUUUUCAAUUCAUUAGCUUUGCUUCACGACCCAUAUUUAAUGUUUGCAUCUGACAAAAACUACCUGAAGCUGGCCUCUUGUGUAUUAUAAAAUAUUUAUAAUUUAGAUGUAAGAUUGUUUUAUUUUCGGUGAGUACAUCACUGUUUAACUUUGUUUAAGUUGUUCGAAUAUUCUCAAGCUUGGUGUAUGGUCACUUUUAUUAAUCUAAUCACUUUAUUUUAUUUGUUUUGUUUUAUUUGUUUAGUGAUUAUAAUGUAAAAAGUGGAUAAAACUGCAAUAAAAAAGUGCUUUUCAUAUUUUAAAAAUUUAAGGAUUUGAAAAUUGAACUAAAUUUCCAAUGUGUUCAUCAAAAGAGAAGUUAAAAUUUAUCCAUCACAUUCCAUGUUAUAUAUAAAAUAUAUGAGCUAAUGACGCAUUGAGUAUAAAUUGUGGAUAUUAAACUAAAAUAUGUAUUUGUUGUCUAUUAAGAAAUUUUAUGUAUUGUUUUUACACACGCAAGCUAUACUGUAAUUGAAGGGGCCCAAAAAUACUGUCCGUUUUAGCGACAAUAAACACGGAUAAGUCAAAGUCUCUAUAUUAUAUGUUGCUUUAAAGUAAUAUGAUAAUAUUUAUUAAAUGUAUAUUCCAUGACACUGAAUGUUCAAUUAUUUAUUAUUUGGUCCCUCUUCUCUUCCAUAAGUCAGCUGGGAACAUUUGCCUUGCAUUUUGUCAAGUUUAGCUUGUCGAUUAUUUUAGUUCGUAGAUUUUCUAUGAUAUAUAGCAUCAUAUUAUGUGGUAUUAUUUAACUAAAUAUGAUUUAUACUUAGCUUACUCAACUUUUUGCGACGACUCGAGUGGAAAAAAUCUCAACCGUAUUGUAAAUAUUAAGAAUUUCCAAGCUGAGUAUGAAUCUUGAUUGCUUUAAUUUCAUUUUAUUGCAGCUCUAGCAAUUACAUAUAAAGAUAGUUGUUUUUACGUAUUGUUUUAAAUUUUUUAUUUAAUUAAUAAACAUGUUUUAAAAAGAAA